AUGGCUCAAGUACAAGGCUCCCACCAUGAUGGGGAGGGCAGCCCCCAGCUCAUCUCCCUGAGGUCAGACCAGUCAGACAGCCAUACUGACCAUGCAGAGACAGGACCUUCUAUGAGGAGGAAGAGGAGGAAGAAGAGAGAACCGCGCCCUGAGUCCAUUAUUGUGUACCGCUCUGAGAUGGAGAGGGCAUCUGAAGAAGACCAGGGAGAGGAGGCCCCUGAGAGGAACUCGGAGGAGGCGGCCAAGUUUCUGUGUACUCCAACUAAUGAAGGAGGGGGCUGGUCUCUUCCUCCUGACAGCCGGUACGUGACCCUGACGGGCACCAUCACUCGAGGCAAGAAGAAGGGCCAGGUGGUGGAUAUUCAUUUAACACUGACUGAGAAGGAGAUCCGUGACCUGGCCAAGUCAAAGGAGCGCCUGGACGCAGAGUGUGAUGCUGGGGAUGGCUCAAAACGCAACUGCAGUUUUGGCCUUUGUUCUGGCCCCCAUGUUGUUCUGUGGAGCAUUUCCUGUUUCCCAUUUAUUUUUGUCUUGUCGUUCAUCACUUCCUUCUACUAUGGCACUCUCACCUGGUACAAUGUUUUUCUGGUGUACAAUGAAGAGCGCACGUUUUGGCAUAAGAUUACCAUAUGCCCCUUUCUCAUCAUUUUCUAUCCUAUGCUGAUCAUGCCCCUUGCACUGUCUCUGGCGCUGUACUCCUCCGUGGUGCAGGUUUCGUGGGCAUUCAGUGAGUGGUGGCAGGAUGUACGUGACUUGGAAAAAGGCUUCUGCGGCUGGGCAUGUGGGAAGCUCGGACUAGAGGACUGCUCCCCCUACAGUAUUGUGGAACUGCUGGAUUCUGACACUGUCUCAGGCACACUGCAAAGUAAAGCCCCAAGUGAAUUCGCCCUGACGUCAUCGGUGUAA
Knipowitschia caucasica is the source of this 906-nucleotide messenger RNA. Lineage: Eukaryota; Metazoa; Chordata; Actinopteri; Gobiiformes; Gobiidae. The record is from the annotation of a GenBank genome assembly.